AGGCAAAAACACUUGGCUGUUCCUGGCCGCAGCACCGUGGACCAUGACAGAGCCCAGAUCGCCGGCAUCCGGCCUGACGUGGGCGCGCGUGUGCAAGGAGUGCGGCCAGGGCCACGAGGCCCAGGACGGCCACCUUUACGAGUACCGGAGUGACGUGGACGACGAGCUGGUCUGCCACAUAUGUCUGCAGCCCCUGCUGCGGCCCGUGGACACACCGUGCGGCCACACCUACUGCCAGCAGUGCCUGAGCAGCUUCCUGGGUGAGCAGGACUUCUGCCCCGUGGACCGGAAACAGCUGCAGCUCCAACAGUGCCAUCCCUCCAGCCACCUGGUGCGUAAUCUGCUGGACAAGCUCACCGUGCUGUGCCCCUUCCACAGCGAGUGCCAGGAGACCAUGCAGCGCUGCGAACUGCAGCCGCACCUGCACAACAGAUGCCCAGCAUUCAGACGUCUCCGGGAGGAGGCCGAGCGGAGGAAGAGGCCCUCCUGGAAUGAGUUAAAGGGGAGCAGAAGUGAGGGGGAGUCUGACACCAAAUCCACUCCAGCUCUCAGUCGCACAUCUAAUCUUCGUGGGACGACAGAGCCUGGCCCUGCCCACCCCUCUGAGGAGGGAGGAGAUGAUGGGGCUCCCCUCAGGUCGAGCUUGGUUGCCGAGGCCAACAUCGUCGAGCUGUUCCGGAAGGAGCCCGACGAAGAUCUGGGACUGCGCAUAGUGGGUGGGAAGGACACGCCCCUGGGGAGCAUCGUCAUUCAGGAGAUCGUACGUGACUCGGUGGCCGGCCGCGAUACCAAGCUCGCCCCGGGGGACCACAUUCUGGAGGCAAACGAUGUCAGCCUGACCUCCGUGCCCCACGUCCACGCCAUCGCAGUGCUGCGGCGGCCCUGCGCCUCCAUCCGGCUCACUGUCAUGCAGGAGAAGGGCUUCAAGCCGCGGGCCGAAGUCUACCCGCACCCACACACUCCGGCCACACAGGCCUCCCACAACCCCAGCACAGUCAUCCAGGUGACGCUGGUGAAACGCGAGCACUCCGAGCCGCUUGGCAUCAAACUCAUCCGCAAAACAGAAGAGCUGGGCGUCUUCAUCCUGGACCUGCUGCCGGGAGGGCUGGCCGCCAAGGACGGAAAACUGCGUAACAACGACAAGGUGUUGGCCAUCAACGGGCACGACCUGAGGCAUGGCACGCCGGAGAGUGCAGCUCAGAUCAUCCAGGCUAGUGAGGUGCGUGUGAACUUUGUGGUGAUGAGGCAUUUGGACACCAAUGAGGAUGGAGGUGACGUGCAGAGCAGAGGGGCCAGGAGAGCUCCUGACAUCCAGUACUUCAGACGGCGCUCCAUAUUCAUGAAGGAUCCUCCUGGUGGGUUUUCCAGUCAGGAGAAGACGGUGAAUCUGAAGAAGGAGCCGCGUCACUCGUUGGGCAUCACCAUCGCGGGGGGGCGAGACUGCCGCAGUCGUCUGCCUGUCUACAUCACCAGCGUGCAGCCCGUGGGCUGCCUGCACAGGGACGGCACCAUCAGACCAGGUGAUGUGCUGCUGAGCAUCAACAGCGUGGAUCUGACCCAGCUGACCUACAACGAGGCCGUGUCCGUGCUGAAGUCACAGACGGCCCAGAGCUCUGUGACGCUGAGCGUCAUCCGCACCGUCGCUGAGGAGGAAGAGGAGGACAGGGAAGCUGCCAGCAAGGAGGAGAUGGACACGCUGGAGGGCCCCAGAGAGGACAACCUCAACUGGACCCCGCUGUGGACCCGCUGGUUGGGCCUACCUAGCCACAUGCACUGGUGUCGUGACAUUGUGCUGCUGAAGACCAACAACGAGAGUUGGGGCUUCAGUAUCGUGGGUGGAUAUGAAGAACACCGUGGCCAGCAGCCCUUCUUCAUCAAGACCAUAGUGCCUGGAACUCCUGCCCACUUCGAUGGGCGUCUGAAGUGUGGUGAUGAGAUUGUGGCGGUGAAUGGAGCCACCACCGUGGGCAUGAACAACUCUUCCCUGAUCCCCAUGUUGAAGCUGCAGAGGAAUAAAGUCAUACUCACUGUGGUGUCCUGGCCGGGCAGCCUGGUAUGAAGACCAGCCUGCCCAGUGCUGCUCUGUCCUUCUCAAAGCCUGGGAUCCUCCUCAGCGGGGUGUAGCUGGUGUGCUUUACUAUAUUUCUGAUACACAAUAGUAACAGAACACACAAGGAUUUGGAAGGUUUUCAGCCUUUGUCUUUCUCAAAGAACAGACUGCAUGUGCAAAAGGCACCAGGGUCAAAUCAGGAAGGUAGGGUGACAAUCACCGACUGCAAAGUUAAAGCAAACCAAAUUAAUUAUUUUUUUUUUAUUUUGCCUUAUCAUUUGCCUCAGCUACCUGGAAGACAAUUGGUGAUCACCUUCCUUGUUGGUGUUGCCAGAUCCUCAUUGGAGAGAUGUCUGUUGCACUAAAGUAUAUGGACAUGAUUGCAAAGGAAGUCUUGAGUUUCUCAGUCAGAAUUAUACUAAACUUUGAAUGUGUGCACGUGUGUAUCUUGAACAAUAAUAUUUUUACAUCCAUGUAUGCUUUGCUAAGCACAGGAUGUAGUGCUGGGCAUGAGCGUGCUUUUUUCUGAAUGGGUUGGUUUUAACUUCAAGAAUGACCAGUAAUAAUAAUAAUAGUGUGUGUGUGUGUGUGUGGAUAGGUGUCAUAACAUUACAUGGGAUGGAACUAUACCAAAACCUGUGUAGUUGAUCUCUGUAAUUAUUUACAUUUAUUAUUUUCUGUUAUUGUUUAGCUAUUUAGGUAUUUAGCUAUUUUAUGUUUAUGCCUUGUCUUACUGUUAAAUGUAUUAGCUUUUGGGUGUUGGUAUUGACUAUUUUUAAAUCCCACUAAAAUCUUAAACUAAGAUUUUAAAAUAGAUCAAUUUCUUUGGUGCCUUGAAUAUGUAUACAAACAAAUCAGUACACAUCUGCCUUAAUUUUUACAACACCGAAAAACACCAUUAAGUUUCUUUAUCUUUAUCAAGUCAUGUACCUCUUUUGGGGUUUUAAUUUCUAACGUAUACUAGUUCUAGUUGAAAUAUACUCCUAUAUUCUCCUAGUUUGUGGUGUUUUAUGAUGGUGUAUUGACGGGUAGUAAUUUGAUCUGCUCCUGUAUGCUCAUCCUCCUAUUUGGUUCUCUGGUGUUGGGAGUAACCCUCUUUCUUAACCCUCAGAAAAUAUCCUCUCCCUUGACUACCGUUUGUUGAUUCCUGUAUAUAUUUUGAAUUUAUUUAUGUACUUUAUUAACAUUUAGAUCACUUGAUAGGCCUGAAAUUUCUUAAUGGUAUUAAGCCUUUUCUGUGAGAUGUGUGAUUACAAUGUGGUAGAAUAAAACAAACAUGUUGAAAUGCAUGUUUUCUGGGGGAGAAUAUGUCUAAUAGACCAGG
Messenger RNA from Electrophorus electricus (electric eel), 3374 nucleotides. It is a transcript of the gene lnx2b, whose product is annotated as ligand of numb-protein X 2b. NCBI's taxonomy places the organism in Eukaryota, Metazoa, Chordata, Actinopteri, Gymnotiformes, Gymnotidae. The record is from RefSeq and is a predicted model, not a curated record. Gene Ontology annotation, molecular function: protein binding; ubiquitin-protein transferase activity.